This is a messenger RNA of Wallemia ichthyophaga EXF-994, 3540 nucleotides long. RefSeq names its product Telomerase-binding protein EST1A. Lineage: Eukaryota; Fungi; Basidiomycota; Wallemiomycetes; Wallemiales; Wallemiaceae. Gene Ontology annotation, molecular function: telomeric repeat DNA binding; protein binding; telomerase RNA binding. The coding region runs from base 1 to 3540 and encodes 1179 amino acids. The record is from RefSeq and is a predicted model, not a curated record. The transcript has 4 exons. Gene Ontology annotation, cellular component: telomerase holoenzyme complex. Gene Ontology annotation, biological process: nuclear-transcribed mRNA catabolic process, nonsense-mediated decay.
AUGUCAAGGGACAAAAGCAAAUUGCUGUUCGAUCCCAAGCGACAUGAUCCAGUAAAAUUCAGUAAUAAUCAUUUAAAUAAAAAGAAGUCAAGCGAUGGCCAUUCGCUGGGCCAGUCCAUCUCCACCACCUCCUCCACCGUCGACGACUCCUUCUCCAGAGAUCACUACAAGGAUAAAGAAAAGCAGCGUAAGAAGCGUAGGGAUGCUCGUUCGCAGAGCAGCCACGAGUCGAGAUCUUCAAACAAUUCAAACUCAAAUUCAAAGAAAUCAAAGGAUGAGCCGGCGUCGGCGUUUUUAGUCCAGUUGAAGCGCGCUUAUAGAGACAUAAUGGAUACAGAGAACAAGCUAAUCGAUGAACGUAGAAUGGCGAUCACUUCCUCUACCAAAAUAUCCCUUUUCGGCCAAAACCCGGGGAAAUCGAACGACGACUUGAAUUGGAUACGCUUGGUUAACAAGCACAAAUCUCUUGCCGACGCUUAUCACAGCUUUCUUGCUACUUCUCUCGCUCCCCACACCCCAACUUCCCUGCACGCCCUGCCCCAGAAGUACAACAUCCCCACAAGACUCUGGCAGAAUGCUUUCCAUGGCCUGCUCGAGAAAAUGAGGAGUGGGCUGAAUCCAAAAAACCCCAGCUCUAUUCUAGACCAUCUCAGCGACUUUGUCUAUCACGCGUACGCCUUCUAUACCAACCUACUAGAAGAACCGGUUCUGUCGCCAUUCAAAGCAAGCUGGAUUGAGGCUCUCGGAGAUCUAGCGAGGUAUAGAAUGGCUGUAGCAUCCAUCGAGUCCACAGUUUCCACCGGUAACGGUAGUAGUAGCAGCCCGUAUUCGCUACCUACCACUUUUGCCACUCCAGCGCCACCCACACCUUUCCAGGCACGCGUAGAUGACUCGCAGCCAGAGAUGCCACCUCAUGCCGAUGUUGCCAGCGUUGGUUUGCCAGCGUUGAUGUCUGGUGGUUUUGAUGUUGAGGACAGACACCUAUGGAGGCAGGUUGCGCGCGACUGGUAUGGCCAAGGGCUUCGAGAUAUGCCAGGCACUGGUCGACUGCAACACCACCUGGGUGUCCUUUGCAGGAAUUCGCAGGACCCCGAUGAGGGAUUGCGAGCGCUAUACCAUCUCUGUAAAGCACUCACAACCUCCCACCCCUACCCCACUGCUCGAGAGACAUUGCUUGGUCUGUUCGACCCCGAGCUGCAGAGUGCGCGAAAGAGGGAGGAGAGUGUAACUGAGCUCUUUACACACGCACACGGACUGCUCUUCACGCGUGUCGAGCUGGAUAGCUUUCCUCAAGCGCACGAGCGUCUCGUUGCACAUCUCCAAGCUAAGCGCGCAUCAUUGCCCGAUUCGGUGUGGAUCAUGAUGGGCGUGGUGAACAUAGCAAGUUUGCUGCAAUACGGGCAGGAUGACAGUGUUCUAAAACGUACCGCGGCUGCGACAGAUGACGGAGCGAAGCGACAGAAACAGCUUCACACAUCGACUUCAAACCCUUCUCUCAACUCGGGCGGCGCUUUCAGUGCGCUUAGCUCCCCAGUCCCACCCGUGCCAGCAUUACCGCAGGCGAUCAUGAUGCAUUCGAAUAACAGGACAGGCAGUAACCCCAAUCUCAAUCUCAUGUCGAGCAGUCCCAAAUCAAGUCACUCGUUGGAGAAUCUCAACAACUUCAAUAACAGACCAGCCUCCAGCGCCAGCACGCGAUCAGGUGGUGGCGACGACGAUGUGCUCCUCGCGCUGAAUAAGGAGGGCGUCAGCGAGGAGUAUAGCACAUCCAAUACGGUUUUCGAGCAUGCGCAGGAGAUGACGUUCAGUAUAUUCGCUCUCCUCCUCCAGAAGCCUACUACGACUAGAGAGGGAGGUGAAGGAGGGGCACCACUUAACCCAUACAUCACGAUCGUGAUGACGUAUCUGACGACGAUCCUUAAGCAGCCGACUGCGCUUUCGCUGCUCGAGAAGAAAAUUCCGUGGGUUGAGUUAGCGAUGUGUCUAUCGCGCACCUUCCCCGAUCGCACAUCGCUAGAAAAGGGGGCCAAGACAGGCAACUUGAACGGUAGUGGUAGUAGUGGUAGUGUUGCGAAUGGGCUGCCACAGGGACCGCAGCUGUCGCGCCUCGUCGCCGGCACGCCUCUCCCCGAAGAUUGGUGUUUACGAGGCAUGGAGUGGGUGGGGCGAAGAGUGUACGAGCGAGGGUUCUGGAAGACGCGUACGGGCGCAUCAAGCACCGGUGCCAGCUACUCUGGUGCACCUCCGCCUGUAUCUGGAUCUGCCAUCCAGUCCGAAAUGGACGUUCUAUCCACUCACAUGAGCGGGGUGCCCAGCGGUGCAAACGCUUCCGCACAGGAUGGUCUCGACGGCGUGAUCGAGAGUGACGACGAUGACGAUAUCGAUAGUAUUGCUCGUCUGCGUCUCGAUGGUGACGAUGGAGCUUGCGCAUCUUCCGAUUUGGACUCACCGCUCAAACUCGCUGAGAGACGUCUGGCGCGGCUGGCAUUCACCAGUACUGUGCUGGCGCGAUUGGUGCAAGGCUUCGAUAUAGUCAGCUUAGAUAAGGAGCUCGGCCACUCUGACGCUGUCGAGUUUACCAUCACGGGCGAACUGCAAGCCAAGAUGAAGCGGUGGAGACUCGCCGAGGAGAGAAAGCGCGAGGAUGAACUUCGCAGGUUGGAGGAAAUCUACCAACAUAACAGCGACAGUGCUAGCGAUGUCGAUUCCGAUGCUUUCUCUGAUAUUUCCUCGCUCAGCGAGGCGAUUAGUGGCGGUGAGAAUGAGGAUGAGGAUGAGGAGCUGCGCCAGCUCAAAUUGCGCAGGAGGGAGCUCAAGUCUCUAGUCAGAGAGCAAAAGGAGAAGGAGAGGGAGGCGCAAGCGAAUGUGAACACCUCCAAUAAUCUCAACACCCUCAAUAUGCUCAAUACCAUACAACCGUCACUGACUACACUCAUUUUCGACACCAACGUCAUGCUCUCUUCGAUUGAGUAUGUGCAGGCAUUCGUCGAGAGCGGCGCUUGGGUGUGUGUGGUUCCGCUAGCUGUCAUCACGGAGCUGGAUGGUAUAUCUAGAACAGAUAACGCCCUCGGCAACGCUGCUAUAGUCGCGACGUCGUACUUAGAUGGAGCAGUUGAGCGCAGCAACUCACUCAAGAUCCAGACAUCGAAGAACAACUUCCUGAAAGACCUCACGAUGAGGUACGAGGAUUACGGCAGUGGUGGCGACAUGGAUGGGUUUGAGGAGAGGAAGACGCUCGAUGAUGUAAUUCUCGACGCUGCCAAGUGGCACAAGGAGAAUUGGAUGGAGCGGGAGAGACACUGGGAGAUGCGUGAGCGUGAGCCUAAGGUUGAAGGCCAGGUGAAUGCGUUCAGCCUCAACUCACCACCUACCUCACCACAGUUAUCCGCUAAGCCAGCUAUCCCAACCAAGUCUACUUCAAAGGUCGCGCUUAUAACCUACGAUCGCAAUUUGCGUCUCAAGAGUCAUGCAGCAGGCGUGACUUCGGUGGACGAGAGUGCCUUCGCAAGGCUGUACAAGAACCAUUACGGGAAUAGCUGA